AGUGGUUUGUUGUGUUAUAGGAAAUGAUGCCAGUGAAUGCAUAGUCCCAGCCUCAGCACAGGGCAGCCACCUUGAAGCUCUCAAACAUCACUGUUGUGAAUACAGAGAAGGAAAACCAACUGUAACGUGCUACCCAAAUAUAAGUUUUACUCAUAUUUUGAUGUUAGGAUGGAUAGCUUGCAAAAAGUUGGAGGGUACGGCCUUUAUUAUGAGGCAUCUGUGAAGGAUCAGGAAUGGAUGUAGAUAAGGAACUAGUAAUGGAAAGUGUUAAAGCUGGAGCCCCUGGAACACCAGAAAUGAGGCUGGACACUCAGGAAGAAACAAAUGAAGGUGAUGCUAAUGAAAGUUCAUUACAAGUCCUGUCCAGCAAUGUGCCUCUCCUGGCCCUAGAGUUCUUGGACACAGUCCAGGCUAAAGAGAAGGCCUUUCUCCCCAUGGUCAGCCACACGUUCCACAUGCCCACAGAGGAGUCUGGUGCUCCACAGGAGGGUGAUGACCUACCGAAGUCCUCAGCAAACACCAGCCAUCCCAAGCAGGGUGACAUCCCCAAGUCCCCAGAAGAAACCAUCCAACCCACGGAGGGUGACAUCUGCAAGUCCCCAGAAGAAACCAACCAAUCCAAGAAGGACGACCUCCCCAAGUCCUCAGAAGUCAUCAAACCCAAAGAGGGUGACAUCCCCAAGUCCUCAGCAAAACCCAUCCAGUCCAAGCUGGGCAAUAUUCCCAAGUCCUCAAUGAAGCCCAUCCAGUCCAAGGAGGAUGACAGCCCCAAGUCCCCAGAAGAAACCAUCCAGUCGAAGGAGGGUGACAUCCCCAAGUCCCUAGAAGAAGCCAUCCAGCCGAAGGAGGAUGACAGCCCCAAGUCCCCAGAAGAAAGCAUCCAGCCCAAGGAGGGUGACAUCCUCAAGUCUCCAGAAGAAGCCAUCCAGCCGAAGGAGGAUGACAGCUCCAAGUCCUCAGAAGAAGCCAUCCCACCCAAGGAGGGUGACAUCCUCAAGUCCCCAGAAGAAGCCAUCCAGCUGAAGGAUAACGACAGCCCCAAGUCCCCAGAAGAAGCCAUCCAGCCCAAGGAGGGUGACAUCCCCAAGUCCCCAGAAGAAGCCAUCCAGCCCAAGGAGGGUGACAUCCUCAAGUCCCCAGAAGAAGCCAUCCAGCCCAAGGAGGGUGACAUCCCCAAGUCCCCAGAAGAAGCCAUCCAGCCCAAGGAGGGUGACAUCCUCAAGUCCCCAGAAGAAGCCAUCCAGCCGAAGGAGGACGACAGCCCCAAGUCCCUAGAAGAAGCCAUCCAGCCCAAGGAGGGUGACAUCCCCAAGUCCCCAGAAGAAGCCAUCCAGCCCAAGGAGGGUGACAUCCCCAAGUCCCCAGAAGAAGCCAUCCAGCCCAAGGAGGGUGACAUCCUAAAGCCUGAAGAAGAUACAACGGAGUCCCUGGAGGAGGACAAGGUGAAAGUGAUCCUGAGCAAGGAAGACUUUGAGGCUUCACUGAAGGAGGCUGGGGAGAGACUGGUGGCUGUGGACUUCUCGGCCACGUGGUGUGGGCCCUGCAGGACCAUCAAACCGUUUUUCCACGCCCUGUCUAUGAAGCAUGAGGACGUGGUGUUCCUGGAGGUGGACGCUGAUGACUGUGAGGAGGUGGUGAGAGACUGCGCCAUCAUGUGCGUCCCAACCUUUCAGUUUUAUAAAAAAGAAGAAAAGGUGGAUGAGUUUUGCGGCGCCCUUAAGGAAAAACUUGAAGCAGUCAUUGCAGAAUUAAAGUAAACAUGUAUUCUGAAAA
Rhinopithecus roxellana (golden snub-nosed monkey) is the source of this 1773-nucleotide messenger RNA. It is a transcript of the gene TXNDC2, whose product is annotated as thioredoxin domain containing 2. The transcript has 2 exons. The coding region runs from base 234 to 1757 and encodes 507 amino acids. NCBI's taxonomy places the organism in Eukaryota, Metazoa, Chordata, Mammalia, Primates, Cercopithecidae. The record is from RefSeq and is a predicted model, not a curated record.